AUGCCCCAGGGGACAGAUGUCUUGGGAUCUUUAACAUUUGGGAUGCUGCAAAUGCCGAAGUUAAAUGAAAUACCUCCGGGGAGGGACGGCCGGGGGGAGACUCGGGGAGAGGGAAGAAGGCCUGGACAAACAGGUCCUGAAGCUGCGAGGCAGAACCAGGGGGCGCAGGGCCAGGCGGGCGGCGCCAGAUCUCCAUGGGACAGGUGGGGAAACUCCAGGCUACCUACAAGCCCUGGCCGAGGUUGGGGACGGUGUCACCCUUCCUGGCUCUGCACACCCCCCUCCCAGAAAUCUACCAUGGAGAGUAAGGAUGAGGUCAGUGACACAGACAGCGGCAUCAUCCUGCAGUCUGGCCCCGACAGCCCGGUGUCCCCAGUGAAGGAGCUGACCCAUGCGGUGCGCAAGCAGCAGCAGGCCCUGGAGGAACGACUGGAGGCCUGCCUGGAGGAGCUGAGGAGACUCUGCGUGAGGGAGGCGGAGUUGACGGGCACCUUGCCAGCAGAGUAUCCCCUCAAACCAGGGGAAAAGGCCCCGAAGGUUCGCCGCAGGAUCGGAGCAGCCUACAAAUUGGAUGAGGAGGCCUUGCAAAGGAAGGACCCCCUGAGCAGCCUGGAGCAGCAAGUGGCCCUGCAGCUGCAGAUCACCGAGGCGUUGCGUCAGCUGGUCAAGGAGGGGAAUGUCAGCAGGCAGACCCGCCGGCAGCGCAAGCACGCCAUGCUGCAGGAGGAGAAGAAGCUGCGGGAGCUGGAGCGGUGCCUGGGGGAGCAGCGGCGCAAUAGCGGGCCCCCUCCGGCCCCCGCCCUCCACCUGGGCCCAGAGCUCAGUGCCUCCGACGACAGCUCCCUGUCAGAUGCGCUGCUCCUGGAGGAAGAGGAGUGCCAAGCGCCAAAACCUCCCCCAGAGUCCCCGGCUCUACCUUCCCGGCCUCUCCCACCUCAGAGCCUUGAAGGGCUGCAGCCCGCGGGACCCGAGACUGGGGGCCUGGACCGGGCCCCCAUCCAGAACAGCCCCUGGAAGGAGACCAGCCUGGAUCACCCCUAUGAGAAGCCCAGGAAGUCUUCUGAACCCAGCAGCGAGUCCAGCAGCCCUGCCAGCACUCCCCAGGAUGGACCCUGCGCCUCCAGCCUGUGGCUGGUGGAUCCUGCCUCCUGCCAUAUGGUUCCCAUCCACAAUGUUCCCGGCCAGUGGCAGGGCCGCACCAGCGCCCCGGCCACCCCCGAGAUGCAGGGGCGGAGGGGCCAGUCACAAUCCCUAAGGAUGGAGUCCUUCCGGGCCGGACCCGAGGGCCGAGGUCGCAGCGCCUUCCCGCGACGCCGGCCCACCCACUACACGGUGACGGUGCCCUCGUCCUGCUUUCCCCCGACCCAGCCACCGCUGCCGCACCCUGCCUACCACUCCUGCUCUGAGGACAGUGGCUCCGACGUCUCCAGCAUCUCGCACCCCACCUCGCCAGGCAGUAGCAGCCCUGACAUCUCCAUUCUGCGGCCUCUGUCGCCCCCGCAGCUGCCGCGUCAUCGCGGGGUCUGGGGCCCGGUCGCCCACCACCCCCAGUUGCUGCUGCCCCCUGGGUACCUCCCGGCCGGGCGCUAUGUGAUGGUGGCAGAGAGCCUCCUCCCACCGGGCGAGUUUGAGCUGUGCCGCACCCCGCUGGGCCGGGCCUACGACGAGGAGGGCGUGGCCCUGCGCUUCCAGCGCCUGGUGCCAUCGCACAGCCGCGUGGUGCGGACACCCUCGCUGAAGGACAGUCCGGCCGGCCGUGGGCUCAGCAAAGCCGCCGUCUCCGAAGAGCUCAAGUCCUGGCACGAGCGAGCCCGGCUUCGCAGCUCCCGGCCCCACUCGCUGGACCGCCAAGGGGCCUUCCGCGUCCGGAGCCUGCCCCCCGGGAGAGAGGGAUUCACUCGAGCCUUGGCGCCUCGGACGCAGGUACCUGCAGUGUGUGUGUUGCGGAGAUCGCCCGAGGGGGCCCCUGUGCAAGUCUUUGUACCUGAGAACGGCGAGAUCAUCAGCCAGGUGUAACCAAGGACAGGGUCAUCUGCUCCAAGUGCCUCAGCCCGGCCCCGCUGUCAGGAAAGACUGUGUCCUCGGGGGCUGGACUGACACUGCCCCUAAGUGCCUUCUUCAGCUCCCUUCCCCCAUCGCAGGUCGAUGACCUGGAGCUGAAUUUUUUUUUUUACCAGUUUUUAUUUGGAAGUUCUGGACUGAGGAUUUAUAUUUGUGAUUUGUUCUCAAGAUCCCUGUAAUAUGAUGUUUUAUUGCCCAGAAACUGGCCUACUGGACUUGAGGGCUGACAGCAUUUGUCUCCACAUGCAAGGAGUGGACUGGGGUGCGUGAAGCAGGGAGCGCAUACGGAAUUCCUCAAACGCUCCUGCUCCUGGUUGCAAGAAGCUCCUGGAGGACAGCUCUGGCCCUCUUGGCCCACUGGCGAAUAUAUCACUCCCCAUGUCCCAGGUCUCUGGGUAGUGUAGUGCCCCCGCUGGGGGGAAUCUCCUCACCCUUUAUACUGUGCUCUGUGACGCACACACCAAUGGUCAGCAUGCCCCGGUGGAGGUCUUCCUGGCCCUGUAAGUCCUCUGUAGGGACCCCCAGUCACUAUUCCCUCCCUCUGCCCUGUGGGCUCCCAGCAUCCACCCAGACCUCGGAACCUAGAGUUUGAGGCCCCUCCCCCACCGCCAGCUCAGAAGGCCCAGGGGUGGGUGCUGGUGUUGGUUGGAGAACACCUCGCCCUGGAACCAUCUUGAGGCCUCAGGGAGCCUGAUGUUCCAUCUCUCUGACAUUUCAUAUUGUCCUAAGCCGAGACUUCGUCAUAUUUAUAGAAUGGCACCGCUCUUGUGUCACGCUCUCUUGCUGCACCUGUGAGAUGAGACGUGGGUUCCAUGAAGGGGGCGCCUCUCUGUGCAGACACGACGCCUAAGGGUGCUGGUCAGCUGUUCCAGCCACGUGGACGUGAAUGGCCUGGAAGCCCCCAGCUUCUCAUCCUGGGCCCUUGUUCCUGCCCGAAGCCUGCUUCAGAGAGAAGGCUGCUGAGUGGACGGUGGAGGCUUGGAGGGU
Molecule: messenger RNA, 3048 nt
Organism: Condylura cristata (star-nosed mole)
Lineage: Eukaryota; Metazoa; Chordata; Mammalia; Eulipotyphla; Talpidae
Gene: INAVA
Product: chromosome unknown open reading frame, human C1orf106
Exons: 10
Coding region: 1-2016 (671 amino acids)
Biological process (GO): adherens junction maintenance; positive regulation of protein ubiquitination
Source: RefSeq, a predicted model, not a curated record